Messenger RNA from Punctularia strigosozonata HHB-11173 SS5, 3169 nucleotides. RefSeq names its product TrkH-domain-containing protein. Gene Ontology annotation, molecular function: high-affinity potassium ion transmembrane transporter activity. NCBI's taxonomy places the organism in Eukaryota, Fungi, Basidiomycota, Agaricomycetes, Corticiales, Punctulariaceae. The record is from RefSeq and is a predicted model, not a curated record. Gene Ontology annotation, biological process: intracellular potassium ion homeostasis; potassium ion import across plasma membrane. Bases 1 to 2925 code for a protein of 974 amino acids. The transcript has 21 exons. Gene Ontology annotation, cellular component: plasma membrane.
AUGCACAUGGACGAGUCUCAGUCGCCCUCACUAGACUCGGAUGACCCACCCAAUAGAUCCUACACCGCCUGGACAAGGAUACGAGAACGUAUCGCGGCUUCGCUCAACUUUUACCGUGUUCACACCUUGAUCUUCACCUUUGUCCCUUUGAUCUGGUCCGGGAUUUUCUACGCCAGCAACGGGAGCACCCACAUCGCAUAUAUCGACGCUUUGUUCAAUUCUGUCAGCGCGUUUUGUGUCUGUGGGCUUACCACGGUCGACCUCAGCGCCCUCACACCAUGGCAGCAAGUUAUCUUGUUCAUCCAGAUGAACACGGGGAGCACGACUUUCGUGUCCUUCUGGAUGGUCUACGUCCGAAGGCACUACUUUGCCCAGGCCUUCCGAGAACGGGUAAGACAGGUGCAGCUCGCCAAACGGAACGAUCCGGAGAGCGCCCCUCUGGAGAACUGGCGCACCCGCAUCACCCGCACCUUUACGCGCUCAGCGCACCCUGAGACGAGGCCGGCGCAGGACGCCUACGUCCUCCAGGAGAAGCAGUCGCCGGCGACGCCUCUGAAGAAGCGCAAAAAGGGCGGCGUGCUGAAACACGUCAAGCCAGAUAUGAUACGCCGGACGACGGACAGGCCGAUGUUGAUUAAUCCUAGUGGCUGGAUCAGCGAGGGGGGCCCAGGUCCGGAUGCGAAGCCGAUGCCGUCUGCAGAAGCCGGUGUGCCGUCUGCUUCUACGACCGCGGAGACGGGCGAGUCCGAAACUCCUGUCACCUUCCUGGACGUGGUCAAGGUCGACAACGCGGACCCGGGUCCGAGCUCUGCAUCGUCCUCGUCAAGUACGUCCGAGUCCACGGCCGAGGAUGGCGCGACUUCUCCUAUGCAGGCCCUAGAAAAGCGGAGCCGCCGGCUCUCUGAACCAGGAUCGUCUCCUCAAAUAUCAGCCAUACCGAUGAAUCGUUCACGGACAUUCGCACCUACGCAGGAAGUAGACACGCAGAUCGCUCGAACUGCCACAGUGGACUUUGCGCUCCCCAGGGCAAUCCGCGACACCACAAACAACAACGGUGAAGGCAUCAACGACCGCGGCCGUCCCACCCGUCGUAACUCCAUCCUGCGUGAGCCAACCAUAACAGGUUCCGUGUUCCCAGAUCGUACAAGCCCUUCUACCGAACCACAUGAAGGGCGUCGGUCCCGCUCUGAAUCUCACAUGCGUCCUGGUCCAGCAAUGCGCACACACACUAUGCACACUAUACACACCGUGCAGAGUCACGCGCGCAGCUUUGUUCAUGAUACAUUCUAUGAGAGCCAGCAUCAUGGAUUUGGUGGCUGGCCUAUGCCUCACAAACUACUCCUCAACGGCCUACACAAGCUCUUUCCCGGCUUACAGGAGAAGAUGCAUCGGACUCUCACAGUGCCCCUGACCACGACAUACACGCGGCAUGCAUAUGGCCAUCCAGGGGAACACGACGGUAGGCCCUUGCCCACGGGCGUGAAACUCGCUCCGUAUUUCUCAUUCGAUGCGUUCGCGGGGCGAAACUCGGCAUUCCCGUACUUAACGCACGAACAGUUGGAGGAGGUGGGCGGCGUUGAAUAUCAGGCUCUCUGCCUCCUUCUGUGGCUCGUUGGCGGACUAUGGUUUGGCAGUCAGAUGUUGGCAUUUGUGAUCAUCGCACCGUACAUCUCGCAGCCCAGGUGGAAGAGUGCAUUCGAACCGCCAAAUUUGCACAAGCACGUUCCGCCCCCAUGGUUCGCCCUUUUUCAAGUGGUCUCCUCCUACACAAAUACCGGCAUGUCUUUGGUCGAUCAAUCCAUGAUCCCGUUCCAAAAGGCAUACCCGAUGAUUUUCCUCCAAGCAUUCCUAAUCCUGUGUGGCAACACAUCUUUCCCUCUUUUCCUGCGCUUGCUCAUUUGGACGCUGACUAAGAUACUUCCAAGCACAUCGGAUCUUCAUGGUCCUCUUCGAUUCCUUCUCGAUCAUCCACGACGUUGCUAUCUUUACCUCUUUCCCUCUCACCAAACGUGGUUUCUGUUGCUCAUGGUCGUUGUUUUGAAUUCCACAGACUGGUUCUUUUUCAUGGUGCUGGAUAUUGGAAAUCCCGCUAUAGACUCCAUCAAAUUAGGAACACGCUUUGUGCUGGGACUCUUCCAGGCUUUCGCUGUGAGGGCAGCUGGUUUUGCCACGGUGACAAUAUCCAACUUAGCGCCAGCCGUCAAGGUGCUCUAUGUCAUCAUGAUGUAUGUCAGUAUAUAUCCUAUCGCGAUGAGUGUACGCUCCACGAACGUAUACGAAGAACGAUCUCUCGGCGUUUUCAUUGACGAAGAUGAGGAAGAGGAAAGAAACCAGGAGCUAGAGCAGAAUAUUGCAGCCCAGCCUGGUCGCGUGGCGGUAUGGGGCAAAUACCUGGUAUCACAUGCGCGAAAGCAACUAUCCUUCGAUAUGUGGUGGCUGGGCUUUGCCCUCUUCCUUGUGUGCAUCAUCGAGCGCAAACCUCUUGACGAAACUGAAAAGGCAUCAUGGUUCAACAUAUUCUAUAUACUGUUUGAGUUGGUCUCGGCGUAUGGCGGUGUAGGGCUGAGUCUAGGACUCCCGAAUGCGAAUUACUCCUUCUCAGGAGCACUGUCCCCGCUGUCAAAGCUCGUUGUUUGCGCAGUUAUCAUCCGAGGUCGCCACAGAGGGCUUCCUCAGGCUAUUGACCGCGCUGUGGUCUUCCCUUACGAGCUUCGCGUACUGCGGGACCGAGAAAAUCAGGACGGCGCUACUAUCACAGCGGUGCCUACCUCCAAUGCUAGCGGUGUGAAUCUACGACCUCAGCGCACUCGCACAACGAGCUUUGGCCAAGCACAAUCCAGCCAGGAUACAGCGAACCACAACGUUUUCUUCCCUAGAACCCGCACCCGGGCAAGUCAACUCCCUCAAGUCCCCGAACAUGUUUAGGGUGAUCGUCAGGCUCCACCCAAACGACUAACACGACGCUCGCACGACACUGUGGAACAUCAUCUCAUCUGCAGGUCCACACUAGACUUAUCAUUAUUCUAUAAACGAACAAUUGCAGGAACACGCCUAUGACCACAUUUACUAUAUCCUCGAUCACUACUGUCUGUCCAUCACGCAAACCUUUUACAUUUCCUUUCUUUUAGAUUUGGCCUUUCAUGUCUGUACUAUAAACUUACCUGCUCAC